UGCAAAUAUGCAUAAUAAAUUUCUGUUGUUCAGAAGUUCUGUUACUUAAAACUCAGAAAAAUAGUCAAAAACAAGUUUUCCUUUUUCCGUGUCUUUGUUGCAUUAGCCUUUUCUUAACAUCCAGGCGUCUAAACUAAAUCUGAAUUACUCACUUGGUGGGAAGAUUCGCAAAACGUCUAACAGAAAUCGAAGGAUGGAGUGAAUCUCCCAUCCACGCUUACAACUUAGAUUUUCCAAGUUAAAAAACUAAAGUACCUUAGCUUCUAGAAACAUGCAAUAUACCAAUGGCCUUUUCUUGCUUUCCUGUUUCGUUGUAAACAGCUCCCUGGCCACUUAAACGAUACCGUAAAAAUGACAGUAAAAAGUACAAGCUGCCUCCAUCUAAAGAAGGCUGAAGACACAACAGAGACAGGACAACCAAGUCAGAGAAAACUGCGACAGCCAGACACUUGGUGGUCUUGGGUCGUGUGUGCGGCUGGAGUCACUUGUAACAUCAUCGUAAUUGGAUGCACGUAUUGCUUUGGUAUUAUUUUUCCUUCUCUUCUUGACGAGUUUAAGGCAGGAAAAUCCAAAACAGCGUGGGUUGGAUCUCUGGCAGUGGCAUCCGCUGGUCUUUUUGGUCCCGUAGCUGGACGACUCACCGACCGAUUUGGCGCACGCGCAGUGGUUAUUAGUGGAGCGGUGUUGAGCACCAUCGGUCUCCUAUUGACUUCUUUAGUUCCCAGUCUUUAUCUUAUGCUUUUGACUUACGGAGGAAUCUUUGGGUGUGGCUCAAGCCUCGUUUACAUUGCCGUUUUCGAGAUCGUGCCUCGGUAUUUUGUGAAGCGACGUUCGUUAGCCACAGGGUUAGUAACUAUGAGUACGGGAGCUNUAUUCAUGGUAUUGUUCAUUUUUCAUCAGGUUCGUAAUUUCAUUUCAUUAGGUUUGGUUGCUGACAAGACCAGGUCGUAUUAUGCAACUUUUUUUUCUGCCGGUGGCAUUGAGACUGUCGGACUGUUAAUUUUACUCAUGUUUAUUUGUCUUAAGAGAGGCGAAUUAACAGACAAAAAAUUCCAAAACGAAACUGGAAAAUCUUCUUUUACAGAACUGCUUGUCAUAGACAGCGAAACCGUUUUGUAA
Orbicella faveolata is the source of this 1119-nucleotide messenger RNA. Its product is annotated as monocarboxylate transporter 13-like. The record is from RefSeq and is a predicted model, not a curated record. Gene Ontology annotation, biological process: transmembrane transport. Gene Ontology annotation, molecular function: transmembrane transporter activity. NCBI's taxonomy places the organism in Eukaryota, Metazoa, Cnidaria, Anthozoa, Scleractinia, Merulinidae.